AUGGACGCCAUCAUGCAACCCCUGCGCAUGACUCUCGCGUACGCGAACGCCUGCUGUGGCGUGGCCCUCAACGUGGUCGGCGUCUACGCCGGCAAGGGGAUCACCGUCACCCCCGUCAACGGCCUCUUCCCGCCGGGCACCGGCCCUGCCCCCGCAGACAUCCCCAGCCCCUCCAUCGGCACCGGCACCGCCCCUGUAGACAUCCCGACUACCUCUAUGGCCGGCGGCGGCGGCGGCAGCGGCGGCAGCAGCGGCUUCUCGUCUCCCCGGACAUCCAUCUCCUCCGUCCCAGACGAAGAAGAACGCUUGCGGUACAACCGCGACGGCGGCGGUGGCGGCGACGCAGCCGGGCGGCGACCGGCGGCGGCGUCGCCCGUAUCGGCGGCGGCGGCGGCGGUGGCGGCUUGCGAGGCGGACGCGAAGCAGCGGCAGUCGCGCGCCUCUGCCGCUUCCUCCUCCUCGCCGACGAUGCGCGGCGGCGGCGGCGGCUGGAGAUCGCUGUGGGGUUUUUCCGCCUGCGAAGGAGCGGCCAACAAUCACGAGGACGACGGCGGCGGCAGGAGCAGCAGCAUGCACACAACCUUGUACGACAUACCGUUCCCCGCCACCGCCCCCGCGGAGGCGAAGUUCUCGAGGUCGGCCUCGAUGGCGAGCGUGGCCUCCAUCGGACUCGAGGGAGACGCCUCCCUGUCUCAGCACGCCCUGUCGUUCGACCUAGACGGAGCGGGGCCCGACGGGUUCUUCCACCUCGGCUCCAAGACGGACCUCGCCGUGGCGGCGACGGCGGCGACGGCGGAGCAACAGCCAGGGGAAGGUGGGGGCAAGGACUAGUCGACGGUGUGAGCUUGGGGCCGGGGCUGGCGCUCUUGCAGGCGGGGGAGGGGGGGGGGGGGGGUUGAUCCACCGUGCCGCGGCGGCAGGCUACGCCUCGUAAGGGGAAGCAUGGUUGAGUGAGUGCGUGCGGAGAGAGAUUUGUGCGCACCGGGAAACGAGUGUGAAUUUUGCUGAUGGGCAACGCCAAACCCUCUCUCGCUCUCUCUCUCUCUGGGGCGCGGGUGGGAGGAGGGGACCCGCGCGCACGCGCCGCGACGCGAGGGGGGCCUGUGGAGUGCAUGCAGGAACUUACGGCCGCCUCCCCCGCCUCACCUGUUGCUUGGCAUGUGCUGAUGGAAGUUUUGCAUGGUAUAGGGCUUAAUAGUAAAACCUACGUACUGUCUAUUGUAUGGGCGUUAGUAUCACAGUCUUCAACCAAUACACGACGGAGGUGUAUAGGUGUAAGUGUGGCCAUAAUAAACCCUAUACAAUCUAAGUAUUGGUUUUAGUGUACCCCACCAAAAUCCUUUCAAAUAGACCACCCGUCUACCCCAACUCACGACUUCGGCCUUACCGAGUAUUGGAGCAGCAUUGCAUCUGCGUGGCCCCCUUGCCCCAACAAGAGCGGGGGCUCCGUAGCUGCACCGCGCACGGACCGGCUGGUGGUAUUGGCAGGCUGUCUUUGAUGUCGUGCUGCGACCUGGCCUGUCUGGCAAAGUGCGAUCGGAGAGAGCAGCGUUCUGUGUGUGCCGUCGUCUGUCAAGCGAUACUAGGAGUUGAAAGUUCGAGGGCGGGGUACCGCGUGGGUUAUAAGGUUAGAGGAGGGGUUGACGGGGGCUUUGGCCUUCUAGAUAGUCUACAACAAAGGAGUGGAGAAUGCUGCGGUUUGUUCGGUUCGAUGGUCAGCCACGUGGUGCGACCGUGUUUAUUCCGAAUCGGGAUACAUAUAGUGUUUGCUGCUUGGGCGGGAGUUGUUUGCUACUUGGGCGUGUACAUUUUUUAGUUUUUUUCCUCGUACAGAAGUCAUACGUGCAUGUUGUUUUUGUGGCCCCGCUGAUCCGAGGGACGUGCGGCAAGUUUGCGGUGUAUUGUGUUUUGUCUUGUUGCGUGA
Messenger RNA from Ectocarpus siliculosus, 1924 nucleotides. Lineage: Eukaryota; Phaeophyceae; Ectocarpales; Ectocarpaceae. The record is from the annotation of a GenBank genome assembly.